Molecule: messenger RNA, 2182 nt
Organism: Melozone crissalis (California towhee)
Lineage: Eukaryota; Metazoa; Chordata; Aves; Passeriformes; Passerellidae
Gene: NRBP2
Product: nuclear receptor binding protein 2
Exons: 18
Coding region: 84-1577 (497 amino acids)
Biological process (GO): protein phosphorylation; endoplasmic reticulum to Golgi vesicle-mediated transport; intracellular signal transduction
Cellular component (GO): endomembrane system; cytoplasm
Molecular function (GO): protein serine/threonine kinase activity; ATP binding
Source: RefSeq, a predicted model, not a curated record
GUCGGUUCGGAUCUAAGCGGGUCGGGUCGGACUAGAGCCCGGCACAGCUCGGCACAGCCCGCAGGGCGCGGAUCGCGGCGGGGAUGGCGGUGCCCGAGCCGGACGCGCGGCUGGCGCAGGAGAAGGAGGAGGAGAGCGAGGAGGAGAGCGAGGUGCUGGAGGAGAGUCCCUGCGGCCGCUGGCAGAAGCGCCGCGAGCAGGUGAACCAGGGGAACAUGCCUGGCAUCCAGAGCACCUUCCUGGCCAUGGACACUGAGGAGGGCGUGGAGGUGGUGUGGAACGAGCUGCUCUUCACCGACAGGAAGGCCUUCAAAGCGCACGAGGAGAAGAUCCAGACCAUGUUUGAGCAGCUGGUGCUGGUGGAUCACCCCAACAUUGUCAAACUGCACAAGUACUGGCUGGACGUCAGGGACAGCAAGGCCCGGGUGAUUUUCAUCACAGAGUACGUGUCCUCGGGGAGCCUCAAGCAGUUCCUGAAGAAAACCAAGAAGAACCACAAGGCCAUGAACGCCCGGGCCUGGAAGCGCUGGUGUACCCAAAUCCUCUCGGCUCUCAGUUUCCUGCACUCCUGUGACCCCCCCAUCAUCCACGGGAACCUGACCAGUGACACCGUGUUCAUCCAGCACAACGGGCUCGUCAAGAUCGGCUCCGUUUGGCACCGGGUGUUUGCCAAUGCGCUCCCGGACGAUCUGCGCAGCCCCAUGAGGAUCGAGCGCGAGGAGCAGCGGAACCUGCACUUCUUCCCUCCGGAAUAUGGCCAGAAGGCAGACGGGACGGCCGUGGACAUCUUCUCCUUCGGGAUGUGUGCGCUGGAGAUGGCCGUGCUGGAGAUCCAGACCAACGGGGACACGCGGGUGUCAGAGGAGGCGAUCGCGCGGGCCCGGCACUCCCUGGAUGACCCCAACAUGAGGGAGUUCAUCCUGUCCUGCCUGACCCUGAACCCCGACCGGCGCCCCAGCGCCAACAGCCUCCUGUUCCACCGCGUGCUCUUCGAGGUGCACUCGCUGAAGCUGCUGGCAGCUCACUGCUUCAUCAACCACCAGUAUCUGAUGCCCGAGAACGUGGUGGAGGAGAAGAUCAAGGAGCUGGAUCUGAACAUGGUCAUGGCCGAGAUCCGCAGGGAGGGGCGGCCCGGGGUGCAGUGGAGGUACUCUGAGGUGUCCUUCCUGGAGCUGGACAAGUUCUUGGAAGACGUCAGGAACGGGAUUUACCCCCUGAUGAACUUCGCCGCCUCCCGGCCCCACGCGCUGCCCCGAGCCCUGUCCCAGCCCCCGGAGGACCCACAGAAAGCCAAAACCCCCACGCCAGAGCCCUUCGACGUGGAGACCAGGAAGGUGGUGCAGAUGCAGUGCAACAUGGAGCUGAACGAGGACAAGAGCCAGUGGCACCUCACGCUCCUGCUGAUCCUGGAGGACAAGCUGCACCGCCAGCUCAGCUACGACCUGCUGCCCACUGACAACUCCAAGGAUUUGGCCACAGAGCUGGUGCAUUACGGGUUCAUCCACGAGGACGACUGUGAGAAGCUGGCCGCGUUCCUGGAGAGCGCCUUCCACAAGCACCGCUCCCAAGCCCUGUGAGCCCAGCCCAGGGGACUGAGGCACCCCGGGAGGACCCCAAAGGGCUCCCCGGCCCCAGCCAGCCCAGCAGGACCCACCGGGCCCACGGGACUCGGCCAGGCCGUGCUCAGGGCUCGGCCAAGCCCAGGAGUUCAUCCUGGGCCCUGCUCCGGUCCCUGCUCCGAGGGGAGCGCCCUCGACAGGGCCUUGCCCGGGGGUUUGGGAGCUGCUGCAGGAGCCCCCAGCCGGAUCCACGUCCCUCUGGGGAGGACCAGCCCCUCUCCUGCAGCUCCCACAGCUGAUUCCUGCCCCUUUGCCAUCUGGAGCGCUCCUUGCUGAGGGAAGGGAGGGGAGGAGCAGGCUCGGAGAGCCCCGUGGAGAUUCCCAUGUGCCACAUUCCGCUCUGGAGCCCGGAAUUCUCCAGGUCUGGGGUCUGCAGGGUGCUGCCUGUGCUCAGAGCCCUCCCCGUGAGCUGGACGUGAGAAGGAAUCCCUGACCCACCACCAGGAAUGUCACUGAUGCUCCACAGAACCCUUGGCAUGGCCCAGCUCCCCCUGCAGCCUUCCACAAUCUCUCAGAGAGAGCCCUGGAGCCGUUCCUGCCCGGCCUGGAGAUGGGGCACUGCC